GUUUCAGUUGGUUAUAUGUUUAAAGGUCGGUUUGAUUCGAUUUUCUUAAAGCUUGGUUACUCAACUGGUCUGUACUUUCAUUCAUGACUGCAAAUAAAUCGACUGAUUUGGUGUUAUAUGGAGCUACUGGUUUCACUGGAAAAAUCGCUUGCGAGUACAUUUCAUCAAAAGGUGAAUCGUUUUUUAAUAAUUUCAAGUGGGUAAUUGCAGGUAGAAAUUCUCAGAAGCUUGAAUUACUGAAAAAAGAACUUGUGUCGAAGUUUUCUUUCUUGGAAAGUCUAGAAAUCUUCAUAGCCGAUUCAAGUGACUCAGAUGCGCUGGAUGUCCUGACUUCAAAGUGCAAAGCAGUGAUUUCUUUCGCUGGGCCUUAUUCAAAGUAUGGCUCAAAACUGGUCGAAAGUUGUGUCAAAAAUGGAACUCAUUACGCCGACUUGACAGGCGAAGUUUUCUGGAUUGCAGAAAUGAUUGAAAAAUUCGAGGAGCGUGCUAAGGAAACUAAAACGAAGUUGAUACCAUCGUGUGGUUUCGACUCAAUUCCGAGCGAUUGGGGAGCGUACAGCAUUGCUAAACUUUUCCGAGAAACGCUUAAUGAGGAUACCAAGUACGUUGAAGGAGUUCUCUGGAACGCUAAGGGCGGGUUUUCAGGGGGAACUGUUGCUUCAGGGUUUGAAAUAGCCUCACCCGAAAAUAUCCAAAAACACAACUUGGUUAUGAACGAUCCUCAAGCUUUGAAUGCAAAAGACAAACGUAAUGGGCUUGAUGUAUCAGAUAGAGAUAAUGUUACAUGGGAUAGUGAAAUACAGCAGUACCUCGCGCCAUUUAUCAUGGGUCCCGGAAAUUCCAGAAUUGUGAGACGAUCCAACGUUUUCAACAACUAUGGCCCGGAUUUUACGUACAAUGAGAGCGUCAAAUCAUCGUGGCUUGGCGGGAAGGCAAUAGCUUGGGGUCUCUACUUCGCAAACUGGUCCUUAUCAAGUCCUUGGGUCCGACCAAUUGCUCAAAAAGUGGCACCAAAACCAGGCGAGGGUCCAAAACAAGAAGACAUGAAAAAUGGGUUUGCGCAUAUGAAAUUUUUUGGGCAGAGCUCGAAAAGUGGGAAAAAAGCCGUUUGCAAUCUGAUGAUUAAAGGAGACCCUGGAUAUCUUAUCACUGCUCGUAUGAUAGUCGAAGCAGGUGUUGAUUUGGCUAAGGAAACAGAGAGCAUGGACGCUUAUGGGUUCAGAACUCCUGCGAGCGGACUUAGUGAAAAGUGCUUCGAAGCUCUGCUCCAAAAUGGAUUCGAAGUAAAAACGUCUCUCGUACAAGAAUUUACCGAAUCCACUCAGUAAGACUCAGCCGAGGGUGGUGGAGGGAAGGGACCGCGACUGCUCUCUUUUCCUCAAUUCUGGUUACGACAUUUACCCAAAGUGCCCCCUGACCAACAACAAAAGUUUUCUAAAAGCGCUGACGACGCUAAUAACUAUUUUUAAGAGGGGAGCCCGCGCCGAAAAAACGUAAUUUUUUGGUCAAUUGUUUUUAAAAUCAAAUUGGUCUCUGAAAAGAGGUCGGCAACAUUUUCAAUUUUUCUCCAAAAAAAAACAACCAGAAAAAUUUCUCUGCAUGCCACUGGUAAAUCUUUUUAAUUUUUACUUAAAUUAUAAAACUGCAUGUUCAAAAAUAUUCAAAAAAGAUACAUCAUUUGGAAAUAGCUAUUCAGUAGCCAAACUUAAUACGUUGAAAAUUCUUGAGAUAAACACCGGCCCGCAAAUUCAACCUAAAAUAAGCCCUUAUCGACUCAAUUUGAUUGACGAGUUUAGUUAGAAACUACGAACAAAUCAUACGAUGAAAAUACUGUGAAAAUGCAGGAAAACUUUUUCAAGACUAGUUUUAUACAAAAAGAUGGAACUUCUAGUGACAACUUUUCAAUUUGGCUUUAACGGGGUCAGCAAAUGUUUUUUGAAUUGUUUUCCCGCUUCAGAUGGAACAUCUCAAAUGCAGUGCAAGAAUGAAUUUUUUAUUAAUAGGAUUGCUACUCAAACCUUUUUUGAUUAUGAUAAGUUUUGAUUCGAACUUCACAACCUACCCAAGCUGAUCAAAAGUGUUUCUCAAUAAUUUUCAUAUAUAAAAAAUGCUUAUCAUACCAAGUCUAU
Messenger RNA from Symsagittifera roscoffensis, 2129 nucleotides. Its product is annotated as putative trans-acting enoyl reductase Rv2449c. NCBI's taxonomy places the organism in Eukaryota, Metazoa, Xenacoelomorpha, Acoela, Convolutidae. Gene Ontology annotation, cellular component: plasma membrane. The transcript has a single exon. Bases 84 to 1328 code for a protein of 414 amino acids. The record is from RefSeq and is a predicted model, not a curated record. Gene Ontology annotation, biological process: glycolipid biosynthetic process.